ACCCUUUCCUGGGAAACGCCCAGUUUUACAAUUCUUCAAUGGACGGAGUGUAUUUGGAUGAGAACGGGGAACUGGCAGCCGACCUGGACAUUGUAAACUGGGUGGUGUUUCCCAAUAAGUCCAUCCUCAGGGUCAAGUUUGGGAGUAUCAAGAGACAGGCGUCCCCAGACGUACAGUUCACCAUUGAUCAGGAUGCCAUUGUGUGGCCCAAAUGGCUCAACCAGACCCUGCCUCCCUCCAGGUGCAUGGAAAGUUGUCGCCCCGGAUUUCUCAAGCUGGUUCCGGAAGGGAAGCCACUCUGCUGCUAUGACUGCAUGCCCUGCACAGGAGGGACCAUCUCCACUCAGGAAGAUGCAGAACAUUGCACCAGCUGCCCAGAAGAUCAACAUCCAAACAAGGCCAGAGAUCAAUGUGUCCACAAGAUUAUCACCUUCCUGGCUUAUGAAGAACCUUUGGGGAUCCUCCUAGCUUCCUUUUCCCUCUUCUUAUUCUUAACUACAGGCGUUGUGUUAGGAAGCUUUAUUAAGUACAAAAAAACUCCCAUAGUCAAAGCCAACAACCGAGACCUCUCCUAUAUCCUCCUCAUCUCCCUCCUGCUUUCCUUUUUGUCCUCCUUCCUCUUCAUCGGACAGCCAAGGAAAGGAACCUGCCUUCUGCAACAAAUGGCCUUCAGUAUCAUCUUCUCAGUUGCCAUCUCUUCUCUGUUGGCAAAAACCAUCACUGUGGUGCUGGCCUUCCUGGCCACAAAGCCAGGGAACAGAGUGAAGAAAUGGCUGGGGAAGAGUCUGGCCUAUUCCAUUGUCAUUUCCUGCUCCAGUGUCCAAGUUGCCAUCUGUACCAUCUGGCUGGGAAUCUCUCCGCCCUUCCCAGAGUCUGACAUGAGCUCCCAGGCUGGAGAGAUCAUCCUGCAAUGCAAUGAAGGGUCUGUUGCCAUGUUUUAUGCUGCCCUUGGCUACAUGGGAUUCCUGGCCUCCAUCUGCUUCACGGUAGCUUUCUUAGCUAGGAAGCUGCCUGGAGCCUUCAAUGAAGCCAAGCUGAUCACCUUCAGCAUGCUAGUCUUCUGCAGUGUUUGGGUCUCCUUUGUGCCCACUUACCUGAGCACAAAGGGGAAAUACAUGGUGGCCGUGCAGAUCUUCUCCAUCUUGGUUUCCAGUGCUGGGCUUCUGGGCUGCAUCUUCUUUCCCAAGUGCUACAUUAUUGUACUAAGGCCAGAUAUGAAUACAAAGGCAUAUUUAACCACAAAAACUAAUUUGGAAACCUGAGACUUCUGAAACUGUUUUCCAGAGGUGUCAUUUAUCAAGUUCAAGGCCAAAACUACUUUUAGUUUCAGGUUAUGUGGGAGGAUUCUCAUUCACAUUUGGUUGGCCACUGUGAGAACAGGAUACCGUAUGAUGAUGGGUCUUAGGACUGAUUUAGCAGAAGGAUUCUCCUUAUCAUAGGAGCCAACUGUGGUGAAUCUAUGUGCCAUCUUCAACUCCUUGAAUUAUUCCAUCAACGGUUCCUCCGAAAAAUUGUACGUAUCACUUGGGA
This is a messenger RNA of Lacerta agilis (Sand lizard), 1530 nucleotides long. Its product is annotated as vomeronasal type-2 receptor 26-like. Bases 39 to 1262 code for a protein of 407 amino acids. Gene Ontology annotation, molecular function: G protein-coupled receptor activity. Lineage: Eukaryota; Metazoa; Chordata; Lepidosauria; Squamata; Lacertidae. The record is from RefSeq and is a predicted model, not a curated record. Gene Ontology annotation, cellular component: membrane. The transcript has 3 exons. Gene Ontology annotation, biological process: G protein-coupled receptor signaling pathway.